UGUUAAUAGCUCCACUAAUUUGGGCAUAACCAGCCCCACACCAUGACAACCCGGUGGCUUCAUGUUUGCUGUUCAUUAUCCCGAUCUUCUUGCUAUAAUAUGGUCCGUGAUUUGAACCAAAACUCCAAAGUUUGGAUUCUUUACUCCCUCAAACCGCUCUUCUGACCGUACGUCCACGUCUUCAGUCAUUUAGCAUAUCUCUGCCCUUUCUCUGUUUCCCUUCCUAAAGCGCGGCUUCUUGACAGCCAUCCAGCCAUAUUGCAGACACUACAUUUCCCAUCAUGCAUUGCGCACAUGCAGCGUAGGUGUUUCCGGUGUCUUAUAACAUUUCACUUCCUUCCACACAGACCGACGCGAACAAAUCGAAAAAGGAGACGUUGCUAAGUUUAAAGUGUUUCCGCCAGUAGUCGCUUUUAAAAGCGAGUUUUUAUUUGAUUUGUAUCGGGUGGGCCGCAGAAUGCGGUCCGUGGUGUGCAAGGCCUGAAGAAUCGUUGACAAACGCGGACCCUAACGUGUAGGCCUCCGAAGAAAGUUUGGUCGAGGGCCUGUAAACAACAUGUCCUCCGCCUCGCAGCCUUCAUCGAGACGGCAGUGGUGCUACCUCUGCGAUCUGCCCAAGAUGCCGUGGGCCAUGCUGUGGGAGUUCAGCGAAGCAGUGUGCCGGGGAUGUGUGAACUACGACGGGGCUGAUCGAAUAGAGCUCCUCAUAGAAACAGCCAGGCAGCUGAAGAGCACGCACGGAGUUUUAGACGGCAGGUCUCCGGGUCCACAGCAGGGCAAACCCAGCUCGGUUGGGCCCGUUGAAGCGGGGCGGCAACACGGUGAGCGUGUAGACAGGGGGAGGGGGGAGUAUGGGGUGUCCUCUCGCCUCCCCAACGGGCUGCACAGAGCUGAAGACGCGGCUUUGUCAGAGGGCAGCCGUCAGAGCCCAAACACCCGCCGGGCUGUAGCCGGUGCAGUCCCCAGUCUGCACGGAACCAUAUCACAUGCCUUGAUAGCUCAGGGGCUAGUAGCAGCCCCACAUGGGCUUUUAGCCCCGUUAUCAGGUGCCAGAGCGGGGGCCACACCUAUUGCGGUCUCAGCUGGCCCCAUAAUAGGUGAUGCUGGCAGAAGGCAGGCUGUGUCUCUGGGUGUGGGAGCUAGCACCUCAGCCCUUGUGGGUAUAGAUCCCGCGAUGUGGAGGAACAGUGAAAUGAUGGCUGAACUGAAUGAGGUGGCUCGUAGCAGGAUGGAGGGAUGGCCGAACCGUCCCAAAGUAGUCCGAGAUGUGCUUAUAGCUCUCAGCAGCUGCAUCCCCUUUAAUGUGCGUUUCAGGAAAGACCAUAACAUGAUGGGUCGUAUUCUGGCCUUUGAUGCCAGCACAACUUCAGAGAUUGAGCUGAAGGUGUUUGUGGAGUAUCCUGCUGGCUCUGGAAUAAUCUUUUCAGGAAUCCCAGACCUGGUCAGGCAGAUGUUCAGAGAUUCAGCCAAAGAUGCAGGCAAAGCGGUGAACUCUGGGCUGCGCUAUGUGGAGUAUGAGAAGAGGCAAGGCACAGGAGACUGGCGUGGGCUGUCUGAGCUCCUGAAUGAUGGUGUGCGACUGUUUAAAGAGCCCCCUAUCCCCGAGGUUCUGCCACAGCCAGAUACAGUGCUGCCUUUGGCAGCUGCUGGGCGCCCUGGUCCAGCAAAGGGCACUACUAGGCGCCGCAAGGCUUCUCCAGGUUCAGAGAAUGGAGAGAACGAAGGGAGGCCUGAUCAUACAACAAGGGAGCCCUGGUCUCGUGGUGCUUAUACAGGUAUCGAUCCCCUUUCGGGCAUGGCAGCCCCUCAAGAAGGCCCACCACGUCUACACAGCCAACCGUCACCCAUCUCGGCACUCAUGGGAGUCGCAGAUAGUCUGAGCUCCAGUCAGAUGGCCAGGGAGAGUCCCAGCAUGUCUACAGCCCACCCCUCCACAACUGGCCGCUCCACCAGCAGCAGCCCAUCCACUGCCUCUGCCUCCGUCUCCCAGGCAACCAUGGGGCAGGGUUUGAGUGCCGUGGGGCCGAGCAGCAACACCAGUGCCGGGGAGUCUACGAGCAGCACGCAGGGCGCCCUCCUCUGUUGCACCCUCUGCAGAGAGCGUCUGGAGGACACACACUUUGUCCAGUGUCCCUCUGUCCCCCACCAUAAGUUCUGUUUCCCCUGUACCCGAGGAUUCAUCCGCAGCCAGGGUCAAGGAGGGGAGGUGUACUGCCCCAGUGGAGAGCGCUGCCCCCUGGCAGGAUCCACCGUGCCUUGGGCCUUCAUGCAGGGAGAAAUCUCAACCAUCCUGGCCGGAGAUGGAGAUGUGACAGUAAAGAAGGAGAGCGAUCCUUGACGUCUCUGUCCUGCUGUGGUGAACGUGGAUCAAACUCUUUGAAAGCACUUCCCAGUUAUCUCAAGCAGAGGUCCACGUUGGCUGCAUUUCAUCCUGUGUGCCUCCAGAGGAGAGAAACUGAACCCCAGGAGGACGCCUCCACAACGACCAGUUACUAAAGACACGAGGCGCUCGGGGAGGGGCCGCCUGUGUCGGGGCUUUGUCCAGCACGGCCGAGGCCUCGUUUGAAAAAGCCGGGGGUUGAAAGCACACGUUGGUCUGUUCGACAAUCUGAUUUGUCUUUAUUUACAUUUUCUGUUUUUGGUAUACGUGUUGCAUUUUCUUCUAUCCAGACACAAGACAGCGAUAUUGAUUGAUAACGAGACAAAAUCAUGCAAUUUUUUUGAAAAACAAAUGUUCCCAAAAAACCCCAAACAUUUGGUCCUUAAUGCCAUGGCCCCCCAGCGUCUCUUAGGUAUUCUUGUAUGUCAAAAAUGUGAAUUUACUUUCAACAUGACGAUGUAAUUUCUAUUUUUGAUACAAUACAAAUUUCUAUGUAUUUGUUUAUAGUGAUAAGAAGACCAAAGAUGGCUUCAUGCUCAUUGUAUUUUACUGUAUCGUAGCGGUGUAUGCUCUAUUUACUGAUAACCCUGGCAUCAGUCACGAAUUAGUCCACUUAUCACACAUGUAAGCUUGUUUUGUCCAUUUACUUUUUGAUCUAUAUGUAUGGUAAGAUAAUUAGCACCACAAUCUUUAAUGGUUAACCCACAUAUGUGAUCCUAACAGGUCAGUUCUACAAUAAAUACCUGAAUAGUU
Molecule: messenger RNA, 3133 nt
Organism: Melanotaenia boesemani (Boeseman's rainbowfish)
Lineage: Eukaryota; Metazoa; Chordata; Actinopteri; Atheriniformes; Melanotaeniidae
Product: interferon regulatory factor 2-binding protein 1-like
Exons: 2
Coding region: 557-2338 (593 amino acids)
Biological process (GO): regulation of transcription by RNA polymerase II
Cellular component (GO): nucleus
Molecular function (GO): transcription corepressor activity
Source: RefSeq, a predicted model, not a curated record